AUGUCAGGCUCAUCACAAGAAGAUAAUAAGAGUAAUGCUCAGGAAAACCAAGACGAAAAAGAAUCUUGCCCUGCGAAAGGAAUUGUAUUUUCUCUUGGAGUUGGGUUUACUUCAAUAGGGAUCUUUAAAAAAGUAAGCACAAUUUUUGCAUAUGGGAUGAUGGGAGCAUUUGCUUUUUACCAACUAUUAAAUCACUAUGGAUAUGCAAGUGUUAACUGAAGUGAACUUUACCACAAAAUCAAAGGAGACCUCAACUCUUCAGAGCUCGUCUCUCUCAGUGUCAAAGAGUUCCAUCGAAAAAGAGAAGGACUCAAAAUCACUCUAGAAAAAGUCUUUGGGUUUAUCAUUGGCAGCAUGAUAGGUUUCUUUAUUUUUUAA
Molecule: messenger RNA, 378 nt
Organism: Blepharisma stoltei
Lineage: Eukaryota; Ciliophora; Heterotrichea; Heterotrichida; Blepharismidae
Source: the annotation of a GenBank genome assembly